Peronospora belbahrii is the source of this 1005-nucleotide messenger RNA. NCBI's taxonomy places the organism in Eukaryota, Oomycota, Peronosporomycetes, Peronosporales, Peronosporaceae. The record is from the annotation of a GenBank genome assembly.
AUGCUGAACCUGUACCCACCGUCCGCGUUUGACGCCUACAAGAAAGAGAAGACACACUUUUCAGCCUCUAUCGACGCACUUGUAGAGCAGAUCCACGCAGCCUGUGAAGGUCUAGGGACAGAUGACAAGGCUCUUGUGAAGCUGAUUGGCCCGCUGACACCGAAUGAUCGUGGACUGAUCUCGCUUCGCUACAAGGAGCUAUACAAGCAAUCGUUGCGUGAUCAAGUCAAGAGUGAGACGUCUGGAGCUCUCGGUUAUUUGCUGCAGCUUAUCUGCUUCAGUCUUCCUGAAGCCGAAGCCUACAUGCUCUUUCACGCCAUGAAGGGAGCCGGCACUACGGACCAGUUGAUCUACUCGAUUAUAAUGGGUCGCCCUAAUGAAGAAAUUGGGCUGCUAAAGAAGGCCUAUUUUGAAAUGUACGACACAGAUCUUUCUGUUGCAAUCAAUGACGAAAUCAGUGGUGACUUUUUGUCAGUCAUCAUGAAGGCACUCCAGGAGCCAAUGGUUGACUAUAAGCCGUCAUUCCACACAAAGGAAAAAGCUAUCGAUGACGCUGAGAUCCUUUACAACGCUGGAGAAGGAAAGUGGGGAACAGAAGAAAACGUGUUCAUUAAGGUGCUUUUAUCAAGCCCGCCUGAGCACCUGCGUAAUAUCAACGCCGCGUACCAGGCUAAACAUGAGCGAGACUUGGUUUACGCCAUUGAGAACGAGUUUAGCGGGAGCGACGGCGCCGCUCUCUUGUUCUUCGUCCACAUAAGCCUUAAUGCUUGGCCGUUCCUUGCUGACUACAUUGAAGGCACGAUGGCUGGCGUUGGCACCGACAAGACGGCUCUUUCGGCUGCAGUUGUACGAUACCACCCGUACAUGAGCAACAUCAAGGCUGCUUACGAGAAGAAGUACAAGAUGUCUCUGCAUGACCGCAUUCAAGCAAGAGUUAGCGGUGAGUAUCAGGAGCUGCUGCUGCAGCUGCUCGAAACCCCACGCUCUGUUGGCAGUAUCGCGUGA